AUGCCCUAUACAUUAGCUACCGAAUUGCCUACCCCUCAAGAGCCUCCAAAGUUGGCCAGCAACGUACUUGAUCUGUUCUCCUUGAAGGGGAAAGUGGCUGUCGUGACUGGUGCCUCUUCUGGUAUCGGGUAUGCCGUGGCUGAAGGGCUUGCACAAGCUGGUGCCUCUCUUGCGGUAUGGUAUAAUUCCAAUGCCGCAUUGGUCGAAAGAGCUGUGGAGUUAUCAGCUAAAUACAACGUGAAAGUGGUCGCAUACCAGUGUCCCGUCACCGAAGAAGCCAAAGUAAAGAAAACUAUCGAAGACGUUAUCCAAGAGUUCGGUAAGAUUGACGUUUUUAUCGCCAACGCUGGUGUUCCAUGGACUAAAGGUCCGCUAGUGGAAGCAGCGGAAAGUGGGACCGAUACCGAUGAAUGGAACAAAGUGAUCCAUACCGAUUUCAAUGGUGUUUACUACUGUGCCAAGUACGUGGGUGCCCAAUUCAAACGCCAAGGAAGCGGGUCCAUGGUUAUCACUGCGUCGAUGUCUGGUCACAUCGUGAAUAUCCCUCAAUUGCAAGCCUGUUACAAUGCUGCCAAGGCCGGUGUCAUCCAUUUCGCUAAAUCUUUGGCCGUCGAAUGGGCUGGCUUCGCUCGUGUCAAUACCGUGUCCCCAGGUUACAUCGCUACCCCAAUUUCGAACUUCGUUGACGAAGAUUUGAAGAACAAAUGGCAUUCGUUGAUCCCUAUGGGCCGUGAAGGUUUGCCCCAAGAACUUGUCGGUGCAUACUUGUACUUCGCUUCGGAUGCAUCCACAUACACUACCGGUUCCGAUCUACUAGUGGAUGGUGCCUACUGUGUCUUAUGA
Messenger RNA from Kluyveromyces lactis, 843 nucleotides. Its product is annotated as SDR family oxidoreductase. The record is from RefSeq and is a predicted model, not a curated record. The coding region runs from base 1 to 843 and encodes 280 amino acids. The transcript has a single exon. NCBI's taxonomy places the organism in Eukaryota, Fungi, Ascomycota, Saccharomycetes, Saccharomycetales, Saccharomycetaceae. Gene Ontology annotation, cellular component: intracellular anatomical structure. Gene Ontology annotation, molecular function: oxidoreductase activity, acting on NAD(P)H, oxygen as acceptor.